CCUCAUCCUCAUGAUCUGUCCAACUGCACCAGCUCCACCUGGGCUUCACUUUUGUUAUUCCUCCAACUCAGAAGUCCACAACCUCAACGCAUACACGGCUUGCAGCUUUGCCAGAGCACACCAGACAUAAUUCUGCUUUCACCUCCCGGAAAUGGCCACCAGCUCAGGUCGUGUCAGCACAAACAAAUGCAACCCAAUCGUCUUCAUGAUCUAGAUCUUGCCAUGAUUUUGAUUCCGGCACGGCCUCACAUCCACCCAGAAAGCAUGCGUAAGUCGCCUCCUCACAUUAUAUCAGAUAGCGCUGCAAUAUGUUUUCGCUUUCCUACUUUGCUGAACCUGAAUCUUUGUCUUCCCUAUCACCAGGCCUCAAAACAAACGAUCCCAAUUUGCACUUUUUGAAGAAGCAAGCAGAAGGAGCACGCCAAGACAGGUCCUCUUUUUGGUUCAACUGGACUGGCCUGCAAUGUCGAGGAACUGAGGCCCAAAUUGCCACUGUAAAUGCGUGCCACAUUUUUUUCUCUUUCUUUUAUUUCCCUGCUAUGCUCCUGCGAGUUGAAAAUCAUAGAUACAAUUGCAAGCUAGAGUUAGUAGCGCUUGUAUAUCAUAGCUGCUGCUGUUGUUGAUGCAUUGAAAAUAAAUCGAUUUAUUCUUCACCACUUGCUCCCCCAGCAAAGUAGGCCAACGCUAUGCCGGUGAUUCCUCCUUCAUCAUAUAUUGUUCAUUUGAUCGCGGAUACUCAACAUCAACAUGGAGAAUCGUUGUAUUGCAGCAGGAAAUUCUUCUAGUGUCUAUCUCUAUGUAGAUCAUUUUGCAACUACGGCCUGCAACUGUGCAUAGAUUGUCCUGCAACUACCUUUGUAGUUUUCCUAUCCGCAAGAUAGCAGGAUGAAACAAAUCUUUUGGAUCUCGAAUGCGCGAAACGGGUGAAAAAAAAUAUUUAGUAAAAAUCAUUUUGAUUGUUUUCGUGAUCGUGAAGCUGAAGGUAUGGAAAUGGAAAGCAAUGGGUACUUGGUAUUCUAUUUCUAGUACCGUCUCAUCGUAGUUCAUAUUCCUUGGGAAACUACAUACUUAUCGUUUAUCUUUGAAAAUUCCAACUUCUCGUUUUGAAAUCUGCAACGAUAUCUUCUCGUCUGCUUAAGUAAAAGGUAAUACUAGAUCUAAGAUGAUAAGAAGUGAAGAUUUUGCUAGCUGAAAAUUAAAUUUAGGUGUUUCUUUCUGAAGAUCUCGAUCUCUUCAUAAUGUAAUAAAAGACUCCUGCUUUCUUUUUACUUUUUCGUCGUUACUGCGGCGGCGGUGCUCCACUGCUUUUUAAGAAAUUGAUAUCCUUCAUCAGCUUCGACGCCCAGGCUGGCGUGUUCUUGUCAGCACUAGCAGAGCUAACCUCAUGCGGCCUGAUCACUUUGCUCUCCGCUGGAGAAACGUCCACCACCUUUCGUCCCUUCUCUACCAGAAACGGAGUACUACCCGUUGUGCUUGGAGCUGCGACCGGCCCACCGGGAGACGCAACCGGGCCGGCUGGAGCGGGACUCGGUGCUGGUGCAGCAGCUCCCGUGUUGAUGUUUGCGUUUGGCAUGUAGUUCGCCAACGCGGGCGCAACAACCUGCGGUCCACCUCCGGCCGCGCCUGCUCCUCCACCGGCUGGUGCGGGUACUGGCACCGGGACCGGCGUCACCUUGACCGGUCCGGGCACGGGGUACGGAAUGUGCACGGGCUGCACAAUAUGGAUUGCAAAUAUGUCUGGGUCCUCUGGAAGAACCAAACUUGUGAUGCUGCAUGUGGAUGCUAAAAAAAUCUGUAUUGCAUCAGCAGCAAGAGGAGUCAAAUUUGGCUACGCGGACGAGAGGGCUUUUGUCAUGCAGGAUGCGCAUCGAUAGGCGCUCAAAAAAUCUGUGAAGAUGCUACGGCAUACAUCGCAGACAUCAUGGAUCAUGGAAAAUGUGCAUGACAAACUUCUCCUCUUCCAGACCCAGACAUUUUUACAUUUGAUACACAACCGGCUGCGCGUAGGGCACGUGCACGACCUGUGGUGGUGGUGCGGGUGCGGGCACGGGAACUGGGAUCUGGAUUGGUGGUAUGAGAGUGCACAGCCCCCCCCUCUCCCUCAUUACUAUCUAAACUGCAGCAGCUGGUCAAAAAUGCAUGCGAGGGGUAUGCUCGGGGGUAUGUUCGGGGGUGUGUCAGGGGUAUGCAAAUGGCAGUCAGUCACGACCUGAAUACACAUUUUUGGCGAAAACGCAGAAGGUGGGGUAUAAACAUACCCCAGACACACCCCAGACACACCCCAGACACACCCCAGACAUACCCCAGACAGACCCCCGAACACACCCCAGGCAAAAAGUCCGAACAUACCCCAGACACACCCCGGACACACCCCGGGCAGACUUUCGGACACACCCCGGGCAGACUUUCGGACACACCCCGGCCAAACUUUCGGACUUUGUCAUGCGAGGUUUGGCCCCGAAGCCCAGUCUGUCACGCGUCGCGAGACGGACCAUGCGGCCACGGGGCGAAAGCCCUAGGCCAGCGCGGGGCCUCUCUCGGUCCCCGCGUAAUGGCCUAGGGGUCAGCUGCAAGUGCUUCCCGGACACCGUGCGGCCACGGGGCGAAAGCCCUAGGCCAGCGCGGGGACUCGGUCCCCGCGUCAUGGCCUAGGGGUCAGCUGCAAGUGCUUCCCGGACACCGUGCGGCCACGGGGCGAAAGCCCUAGGCCAGCGCGGGGACUCGGUCCCCGCGUCAUGGCCUAGGGGUCAGCUGCAAGUGCUUCCCGGACACCGUGCGGCCACGGGGCGAAAGCCCUAGGCCAGCGCGGGGACUCGGUCCCCGCGUCAUGGCCUAGGGGUCAGCUGCAAGUGCUUCCCGGACACCGUGCGGCCACGGGGCGAAAGCCCUAGGCCAGCGCGGGGACUCGGUCCCCGCGUCAUGGCCUAGGGGUCAGCUGCAAGUGCUUCCCGGACACCGUGCGGCCACGGGGCGAAAGCCCUAGGCCAGCGCGGGGACUCGGUCCCCGCGUCAUGGCCUAGGGGUCAGCUGCAAGUGCUUCCCGGACACCGUGCGGCCACGGGGCGAAAGCCCUAGGCCAGCGCGGGGACUCGGUCCCCGCGUCAUGGCCUAGGGGUCAGCUGCAAGUGCUUCCCGGACACCGUGCGGCCACGGGGCGAAAGCCCUAGGCCAGCGCGGGGACUCGGUCCCCGCGUCAUGGCCUAGGGGUCAGCUGCAAGUGCUUCCCGGACACCGUGCGGCCACGGGGCGAAAGCCCUAGGCCAGCGCGGGGACUCGGUCCCCGCGUCAUGGCCUAGGGGUCAGCUGCAAGUGCUUCCCGGACACCGUGCGGCCAAGGGGCGAAAGCCCUAGGCCAGCGCGGGGACUCGGUCCCCGCGUCAUGGCCUAGGGGUCAGCUGCAAGUGCUUCCCGGACACCGUGCGGCCAAGGGGCGAAAGCCCUAGGCCAGCGCGGGGACUCGGUCCCCGCGUCAUGGCCUAGGGGCUAGCUACGAACACUCUCCGGACACCACGCAGUGCGGGGAUUCUGCCGCCGCGUCAUGACUUGCAGGCCGGCUCGCUCCAGACCCGCACCCGGCGCCAGUUUCUUCUUUUCUUUUUCAUUAUCUUUGCGCGCGGCAGGCUAACGGACCUAGUGCGCGCAAGCAAGGGAGCCGCGUCCGCAGGCCCGUCGCGGGUCAGUGAAUGCAAGGCGCACCGAGAUACCCAGCUGCAGGCGACCUGCCUGCGGCCCAGUGCCACCGCGCAGGCAGGCAAAUGCCGGAAGGUCGUCGCACGGGGACUCUGUCCCCGUGCUCGGACCUUGUUUGUCAUGCAAAACCCCAAAUCCAAGGGCUUCCCUGUGGCACUCUUUGCGUCACAGAUUCCGAAGCCCAAACCGUACUACACUAGGCGCAUGAAUCUGUCAUGCACAGGCUCCACGUGUGGUGGUGUUUGUAUUGCUGUUCAUGCAAUACAAAUGAGGGGGGGCAGUUGUGCACUCUCAUAGGUGGGGCGGCCGGCGGUGCCUGCGCCACGGCCACUGCGCCGCCACCGCCACCUGUCGUUGUAAUCGGGGGUGCUAUCACAAUGAAAAAUGCCCCCUCCCCAUAUCAAAACGGAAAUCUGUGAUGCAGAUUUGUGGCCACAAAUCAGCUUUGUGAUGCUAGAAGGCAAAAGUUGCGGACUGUAGUGCUGCCCAGCGUGGGAAAGCCUUGCAGCUCCAAGAUGACAGGAGGCAACUGGAAGGGGGAAACAGCAUGACAGACUACCUGCAAUUUAGGCCGCAGCUUCGUCUAUUGGCCUUCUAGCAAUACAAGUCGAUUUAUGUACUCAAAUACAGCACCACAAAUUCGCGCACCUUUCGUUUCCGAUAUGGGGUGGGGGCUUUUUUCACUUCGAUAGGUGCAGCCAUAGGAACGACUUGCUGCGCUGGCUGGAAAGACGUGCCGCCGACUUGCUGCGUCUGGGACACCGGAGCUGCUCCUCCGCUCGACUGCUGCGUCGCUACCGGGGCACCCCCGCCGGGGUAGACAAACGGGUACGGCGGGUAGGCCGGUACGCCGCCGCUCACCAGUGGUGGAUAAUUCCCGCCCGGGGGGACGUAGGGGAGCGGACCGUUGUUGAUCACCAAAGGCUGCUGCUGUUGCGCGCGUCGGCGCCGGCCGCGCAGGUUCGCUUGGUAAGACACGCCGGGGUUCGGGCCGCCACCGUAGACCUGCAGACUCUGCGGAAUGUUCACCCCCUGCUGCUUGCUAGGGUCGGGGCUCGAUCCGCCAGACUGCGAAUUCGGGUUCAGUGCGUCUGUUGUAUUGAUAUUUCUAUGAUCUCUAACGAUCUGGGUAGUUGCGGCAUACUAUAUUACAACGCAGGUGAGAAACGGAAAUAACCACGUACAACUAUUAGAGUGCUUUCACAAGUAGAAAUAGAAACUGCAUUUAUGAAAAAUCCAAGAAAGUACUACCGCUUCCAAUUGUAAUGUUGAUAUUCGGCUGCGGCGGUGUGGGUUUGUUCGCCUGGUUCGUCAUCAUACUGGCCAUCGCGCUCGACAAGGACUUAAACGCUUCUGCAGACGCGGACGCCGCCGCUGACCCCCCGUUGUCGGGGAAAAUCAUCGGUGCCGGCGGAGGCGGCAACGGCGCCGGUGCAGGUGCCGGAAUUGGAAUCACCGUAGGGGCCGGCCCCGGGUAUCAUUUGUAAAAACGUUCACACCUCAUACUCAAGUUGGGAAAUCUGCAAGACAAAUCGACAACCUUUGGCUGCUGCGCAUGACAAGUUUGGCUUCGUAGUUGUGUAGUCCUGUUUAGCUAGUUCAGCAGCAUCACAAAUCCGUCUGCUCAUUCCUUUACAGCAUUACAAAUUCCAAAAUGCGAUUGGAAAUGCCUCUCAUGGAGAUGCGCACUACAAAUCUUCCUGUGAUCGCAAAUCUGCAUGACACCUCUGGGAUGGAGACGUUUUUACACAGGAUACCGGGGUCUGGUUCUUCAGCGCACCCUUGACGAGCCGGAACAGCGACGCCACCCAGUUCGGGAUGCUCGUCGCCGUCGUAGUAGUGGUUGUCGUCGUGGUCGUGGUCGUCGUGGUGGUCGUCGUUGUGGUCGUGGUCGUCGUGGUUGUAGUUGUUACCGCGACUGGUAGUGUCGUAGGUGGGGGCAGAGUUGUGGGCGGAAACGUGGCCAUGGUCGAGGUUGAGGUGGUGGUCGUUGUGGCGUAGUUGAUACCAGUCACGGUGAUUGUGGACAAGCCCGAUUUUGACUGCAGAUUGGCGGUCAAAAGUCCGGUCAUCAAACUCGAAGGCGGGGCCGUGGCGGUCCAGGCUGCGUUGGCCACGGCGGAGAGCGUAUCAAAUGCAAAAAUGUCUGGGUCUGGAAGAACCCAACUUGUGAUGCUGCAUUUGGAUUCCAAAAAAAUUUGUAUUGCAUGACCAUGAGUAGCAAAGGGAAUGUAAUAGUAAUUUUUGCUACGCGGACAGGGCAUUUGUCAUGCGAAACAGGCAUCACGAACGUCUCGAAAGCCCUGUGAUGCUACGGCAUGCAUCACAGACAUCAUGGCUCAUGCAAAACGUGCAUGACAAGUCUCAGAAUCUCCCAGACCCAGACACUUUUACAAUGCAUAGAGCGUGUUCGGCACCUGGACAUUGGCGUUCACCUGCAGGGUUACCGGCUGGGAGCGCUUCGCUUGCUGCAGAUUCAACAAGGCGCCCGACUCGUAAUUGUUCUCCGAGGAUUGUUCUUUCGUACUCUUACUACUUGUUGUCUUCCCCUUGUUGCCCUGCUUCUUAUGGUGCUGCCGGUGCUUCUUGCUUUUGUGGCCGGCUUCAGCUUUUUUGUGCUUGCUUUUGCCAGCCGUCAACGUCUUUUCUUCCGCUUGGGUUUUUGACUGUCGCACCAGCUGUGUAGACAUCGAAUUUUCUUGCGCGUACACAGCCUCUUCCAUGUCCAUCUCACUUUCCAUGCCGGUCUGCAAGAAGAGAAAAGGCGUCGCGGCACCCAGAACCGUGACCACAAUGUCCAUCACGUCCGUCGGCUCGACCUUCACCGCCCCCGCGUUGUGCCCAGCCGCCCCGAUCUGCGUCUCUAGAUAGCUGCUGUAGGUUUCUUGGAUGGCCAACAUAAAGUCCGGAUCCUGGGCCAACUGGUCUGCCGUCAUGCUGGAUGGAAUCUCGAGAUCCACCGAGAUUGCCCGGAACAGCUUCGUAUCAAAUGCAAAAGUGUCUGGGUCUGGAAAAAUGCAAGAUUUGUCAUGCAUAUUUCUCAUGACACAUGAUGCCUGUAAUGCACAACCUAGCGUCUCAGACUUUCAGAGGGCUUCCUGAUGCACUGUCCGCAUGAGAAAUAAUGCCCUGCCCGUGAAGCAAAAAGUGUAAGCGUACCCCUCAUCUUGCUGGUCAUGCAAUACAAAUUGUUUUUACAGUCCAAAAACAGCAUUUACAAGUUGCAAUCUUCCAGAACCAGACAUUUUUGCAGUUGAUACUUCGUCAUAUUUGCCGCCGGCGGAGCAGGAGCUGCUGUGGUCGUCGCAGGUGGCAUGCCCGUCGUAGUUGCCGGCGCGACUGUGGUGUUCGCCACGACCGCCACUGUGGUUGGUGCCUCCGUGGUAUCAAAAGGAAAAAUCUCCCUCCCUAUAUCGAGAUGGAAAUCUGUGAUGCGGGAUUCAUUUGUGUACACAAAUCGGAUUUGUCUUGCAGUAGAGGACUGCAAACUGUAACUGAUACAAGGCCGGAGUAGGGGCGUUUUUGCGGAGGCGCUUAGCAAUGCAGACAUAUCCGCCGUAGGCCAUACAGCAUUACAAAUUGCCGGCAGAACGCGGCCAGGCCUUUGGAUUUGCCUUCUGGCAAUACAGAGACGAUUUGUGGCCCGAAAUCAGCAUCAUAAAUUUUCUGAAGUAUCCCGUUUUGGUAUGGGGAGGGGGGAUUUUUCCUCACAAUACGUGGUAGGAGCUUCUGUGGUCGUGGGCGCUUCCGUCGUGUUUGCCGCUAGGGCUUGUGUGGUCGCCGCGGCCUGUAUCCACGGAAAAAACACCCAUCAACAUCCAUUUUUUGCAUGACAAAUACAGAAUUUUAUGCAUGUUUUGCAUGACAAAUUGGAUGUGGAUGGGUGUUUUUUCUUGGAUAGCCUGCGUCGUUGCUGCUGGCGGGGCCGUCGUCGUCGGCCGUGGUAUAUGCUUUGCAAAAGUAUCUUCGCAAACUCGUACUAAGUGCAGCACAGCAUGACAAAUCUAGUUUGUUAUUUACCUAUAUCAACACUACAAGAAAUUGCAUUUUUUCUUCUUCCAAAAUUUGUCAUGUUGGGAAACUAAGGGCAGGGCGUCCCUUUGUAAAUUACGUCGACAAACUCUUAACCGCGUACCCGGUAAACUCCAAAACAGAAAUUUUUGCAACGUAGUAUGAACAUGAUACUUUUGCAAUGCAUAUGGCAUGCUGCUCAGAGAGUUCACAGCGAUUCCCGGGAUCGCAGCCGCAGAGACCGCACUGGUAACCGCACUGUAUCAAAGCGAAACAAGCCCCCAUCCCAUAUCAAAAACGAAAUUUGUGGCGCUGUAUUUCAGUACACAAACCAAAUCUGUGCUGCAGUAGAGCUCCGCACGCAGCUCGCAAGCCUAGGUAGGGGCUUUGGGUGUAGGCGCCUAGCAUGAUAGACGGCUGCCCUGUAGGCCCUACGACGUUACAAAUCGCCUGCACAACGUGCCGGGCGGCCUGGACUUGCCUCCUUGCAAGACAGACGCGACUUGUGGUCGUCACAAAUUCAAAUCUGCAUCACAAAUUUUCAGAUGGAUGCACUUUCAAUAUGGGGAGGGGGGAUUUUUCCUUACGAUACACUGCUCAGGCUGUUCAACGCCGCGCUGUCCAAUCCGGCCGCCGGGAACGCCUGAUCUAGUGCCGCCGUCUCGUUUGCCGGCACGGCGAUUUGAAACGAGGCGACGACGUCCACGUCCGCUCUUUGUGUGCCGUAGGAGAACUCAAACUCCAGCAAGAACAUGGACGUGUUGGUCACCGUCAGCUGGAAGUUCUGCAGGUCGGCCGCCGUGGUGCCCGGGAGCGAAUUCGCCAAAUACGUGGCCGUCCCCUGCUUCAUGGCACUGACCAGGUCCGGGUCCGAGGCACAGGUCUGCGGGUCCCCCGAACAGGCCACCGAGCCUCCGAACUGUAAAGUCGGCAGCGCGGUAGUCGUUGCAGCAGCGGUUGUGGCGGCUGCUGUGGUUGCAGCGGCGGUGGUUGCAGCUGCCACCGUCGUCGCGGCCACCGUCGUUGCUGCAGUCGUGGUCGGGGCCUCGGUAGUUGUAUUGGGUGCCUGCGUUGUCGCAGCUGCGGUUGUUGGGGCCUCGGUAGUUGUAUUGGGUGCCUGCGUUGUCGCAGCUGCGGUGGUCGGGGCUUCGGUAGUUGUAUUGGGUGCCUGCGUCGUCGCUGCUUGAGUCGUUGGCGCCUCCGUUGUAGCAUUCGAAGCAACAGUAGUAGCAGCUUGAGUCGUCGGCGCCUCCGUCGUAGCAUUCGAAGCAGCAGUAGUAGCAGCUUGAGUGGUUGGCGCUUCCGUCGUAGUAUUCGAAGCAUCAGUACUUGUAGCAGCUUGAGUUGUCGUGGCAGCCUGGGUGGUACUCGUACUUGCUUCGGUCGUUGUCGUACUAGUACUCGUUGUUGUGGUGGUUGUCGACGUUGUUGUCGUGGUACUGGUAGUCGUAGUCGUACUAGUUGAGGUCGUCGUGGUCGUCGUUGGACUCGGCUGACUCACAAUAUCUGCGCUACUCACCGUGAUAUCCGGGUUCGAUGCCAUAGUGCUGCUCUCAUUGAUGUACUGCUUCAACAGAUCCUGCUGGUCCGUGGAUAAAUCCGGAUCCGGCCACCUCGUUUCGUAGUCGGACAGAGCUUGCCCGGAGGGCACUUGCGCGGUAUACGUGACGUCAAUGUCGGCUAAAGUCACGCUGGCGGACUGGUUCGACGCCGCGGCCACCUCGAACUGCGUCAGGUCGCUCAUCGCGAUAUGAAAGCCUCAGAAUGGAAAUCCUCAGAGUGAAAAUGAUUUGUGAUGCAUGAAAUGCGAAGCAAAAAAGCCUGUAUUGCAGAGGACGCGAAAAUGGAGGCCGACUAUUGUCCUGCUAGGGGUAAAGAAUUGGAGUGCUGCUUAGCACGAGAGAAGGACACCCCUUUGCCUUAACCUGCAUGACAGACAUGCUUUAAGUGCCCGGGAAAUUUGUCAUGCGCCGACUACAAAUGGCGCUUCAGCUGGAGUCGUUUUUUUGCAUUACAAAUCAUUUCCACUUUGAGGAUUUCCAACCUGAGGCUUUCAUACGCGAAGCUCAAGGCCGGAUCGCUAUUGAAGUAGUACUGCGUGCCGUUCUUCAUGGCAUCGACCACCGACUGCAUUAUGCACUGCAAAUAUGUCUUGGUGGGAAGGAAGCAACUUGUGAUGCUACCUUUGGAUCCUACAUGAGAUCUGUAUUGCAUGAACAGCAAAAAGGGUCCAGUGUUUGCUACGCGGAGAGGGCGUCUCUCAUGCGGUAUAAGCAUCAGAAAGUCCUCGCAGAAUCUGUGACGCUAGGGCAUGCAUCAUAGACAUCAUGGGUCAUGGAAAAUAUGCAUGACAAACCUGGCACUUCUCCAGACCCAGACAUAUUUGCAAUGAAUAUGCAUCGCCGCAAUGCUACUGGCCGUCUCCGUCGACGGGGUGUUCAGCUGGAUGGUGAACUUCCUACUGAACGAUGGGAGUGUUGUUGUCGUGGUAGUCGUGGUGGUGGUGGUUGUCGUGGUGGUGGUGGUCGUCGUGGUGGUCGUUGUCGUAGUGGUGGUCGUCGUGGUGGUUGUCGUGGUAGGCGAUUGCUGGGACACAACUGAGACGACAGAAACGCCCGAGAUCGCCGCAACCGUGACUGAGUCGUCGAUGUACUGUUUCAGCGAGGUGUGCAGGAGAAAAAAGCUUUGAGUCAAGUCUAGUCUGUCUUUCUCACACGAUAAAAAUCUUCUGCUUGUUGUUCUUCCGAUGGAUUUAGAAGAGAUUGAUCCAAAUAUACGAGCGAUUUAAGUUAAAAUACAGGUAGACCUCAUUUUCAAAUUCCGACUACAGGUUUCAAUUUUUACGUCGUUCUUUCCUCGUCAUACAACUACAAGGUUAAAAUGCGUGACCACAUUUAUGAUUUUUUAUCACGACAGACACUAUAUCAAUUUUCUAUUGUGGACGACAUGGUACCAUUGGAGUUGAUGCGAGCGUCACUGUAGUGCUUGCACGUUUGAGAUUGCGGCACUCUUAGUCACAACAUCAGAGAAACCGUCCCUGCAGCUGCCACUGCAUCAAGGAGCUCACCGGAAACGAUUAUGGCAUCCAUCUUCGGUCCUCGCGAAAUCUGGAAACCGCUGCUCUCUUCCCUGUCGUGCCUGCAAGAUCGCUGCCGUCACCGAGGUCUUGUGCCAGCAGCCUUCUAAUUUCGCGUCCACACCGUACGCGAAUGCGAAAGCACAGGACCCGCCGACAACUUGUCCAGAGGCCGCUUUGCUCCAACGGCUAAAAGAAAUUGAAAACUGCAAAACUGAACUUUCGAAAACUUUCAAAAAAAUCUUCUCCAGGAGCAAGCGGACUAAAACGCCUCUGCUCAACAAUAAGUCGGAGUAUGAACAAAUCCAGCAGAUGACUUGUGUGUAAAAGUGACUUGACUCGAGCUUUUUCCUCGACACUGCCCGGCAAUACAAAUCUAGCUGGUCGUAUCCAGGAAAAAAACUGUGUAAGUGUAACUUUCUUUGAGGAACAGCAUCACAAAUUUGCUCUACAUGACAGAGAAAGCCUGUCAUGCAUGGUUUUUAAGGGAAAACACACAUGAAAAGAGGACUUCAUGGCUGUUUGGCAUGACAGGUGUAACUCUGUCGCAUCUUCUGCAACACAAAUUUACACUUACACAGUUUUUUUCUUGCAUAGGUCGGAAGAUAAGUUUGGGUCUGGCCACCGCGCCUCGAAGUCGGACAUCAGCUGCCCCUGCGGAAUAUGCACUGCAAAACUGUCUGGGUCUGGAAGAUUCUGAGACUUGUCAUGCAAGUUUCACAUGAGCCAAGAUGUUUGUGAUGCAUGCCCUAGCAUCAGAGAUUUUUUGAGGGCUUCUUGAUGCCUAUUCCGCAUGACAAGCGCCCUCUUGCCGUAGCAAAAAUUAUACUCCCUUUGCUGCUCAUGCAAUACAGAUUUUUUUGAAAUCCAAAUGCGGCAUCACAAGUUGCAUUCUUCCAGACCCAGACAUAUUUACAUUUGAUACGGAACUUGUGCGGUGUAGUUCGCAUCCACAAAUGCCUCGGUGUCCGAGCUCGUCUGCACGGCGGACGCAGCGAGAGUGUAUUCCACCAGAUCGGCAACCGCGAAACUCAAAGCAGGGUCGUGAUUGAAGUAGAACUGCGUGCCGUUCUUCAUGGCCUUCAAAAAGUCCGCAUUCGCCGCCAUGGACGCCGCCGUCUCGCUGGAAGGCACGGUGAGCUCUACCUGGAAAGAACGCAGGAACUUCGGGAGGGUGGUUGUCGUGGUCGUGGUGGUGGUGGUUGUCGUGGUGGUGGUAGUGGUGGUGGUCGUCGUUGUGGUGGUGGUCGUUGUUGUCGUGGUCGUCGUGGUCGUCGUGGUUGUCGUCGUUGUGGUCGUUGUGGUCGUUGUGGUCGUCGUAGUUGUCGACGCCUCUGUGGUGGUUGUUGUGGUCGUACUGGUACUUGUGCUCGACGUCGACGUUGAUGUAGACGUUGAGCUUGUGCUUGAAGUUGAGGACGACGUUGCCGCGGCUGUCGUAGCGGAGGUUACGGUGACAACCGGGGUUGUGGUGGCAGCCGGGGCCGCCGUCUAUGCAGUCUAAAUUUCCCGGUCCCGGAUACAACUUACGAGCUAGAAAAGGCAUCACAAAUAUUUUUUUCGCUAGCGUAGAGAGUAACACUUGUCAUGCAGCAGAGGAUCGAAGGCGAAGGGAAAGUGUGUCAUGGAGAAUCCACAUGCAAAAACGUGUACGGGAAAUUGACUGUCGUGGAUACCGUCGAAGCUGCUGUUCCUCCCGUUCCCGCCCCGCUGGUGCAGUCUGCGUCAGCGGUGACAGUGGCCUCAUCGCUCGUCUUAUCCCGUGCAAAAGUACUAUCGCACAACUGGCUGUUGUACAAGGCCUGCUUACAACAAGCUCGCUCCUUUUCAGGAUGAAAUUUCGAGCCCGUCAGGCUAAAAAAUGUUGUUAAGCUCACAAUCACAAACAGGUAGUCUACAACUCUGCCAGAAUGCAUGAAUGCAACACCACUUACAAGCAAUAGCGACGCACUUUUGCACUGAAUACAUGGGCGGCCUGUAUUCGAGGGUAA
Molecule: messenger RNA, 12768 nt
Organism: Amoebophrya sp. A120
Lineage: Eukaryota; Dinophyceae; Syndiniales; Amoebophryaceae
Source: the annotation of a GenBank genome assembly